Musca domestica (house fly) is the source of this 664-nucleotide messenger RNA. RefSeq lists its product as uncharacterized. The record is from RefSeq and is a predicted model, not a curated record. Lineage: Eukaryota; Metazoa; Arthropoda; Insecta; Diptera; Muscidae. Bases 17 to 664 code for a protein of 215 amino acids. The transcript has 4 exons.
AAUUAAUAAAUAAAAAAUGUUAAAGCUCUUGCUCCUGUUGGGAAUUUUGGCCUCUGUGAGAACUUCAAAUAUCUCAGCAAAUUUCCCCUAUUGUUUUCGUUUCUUUUGGAUUGGUCCCUAUCCGGCCAAAGACUACAUUGGCAAUGAGACGUGUGAGGAGCGUAUCAAUAAUGAGAAUAUACCCUGUCGUAGACCCAUUGUGGCCACCCAUAAUGAUAAUAUUCCGGAUACUGUGGAUCUGUGGGCGAAAUACAAACACAACCCCAAUGCCAUAGCCUGUGCCAUGGUCCCCGGGCAAUUGUGUGCCAAGUAUACCUAUUUGCAUAAUAAGGCUGUCCAAAACAUAACCUACAUGUGUGCCAAGGUCAAUACCACAACCGGUUGCUAUCGUCAAAAAUUCAUAUCCGGUUCGGAGGUGGAGGUGUGUGUCUGUGAAUCGCAUUUGGGAGGGAUGCCCUGUAAUCGAGGUACUCAGCGGCAUCAAUACAAGCUAUCGUACGUCAUGAUAGCUGGCAUAAGUUUAAUGAAAUCCUCCACAACUUCUUUGGAAAUGAGAGGAGUCGCUAAUCCCAUGUUUAACAAGGAGCCACAGCUACUUGCGGGCUAUUUUGGAAACGGUGAAUCCUUGGUGGUAAAAGGACACCUGAAGGAAAUUUUAGGAUAG